Messenger RNA from Mollisia scopiformis, 2143 nucleotides. RefSeq names its product putative benzoate 4-monooxygenase cytochrome P450. Bases 112 to 1704 code for a protein of 530 amino acids. Lineage: Eukaryota; Fungi; Ascomycota; Leotiomycetes; Helotiales; Mollisiaceae. The record is from RefSeq and is a predicted model, not a curated record. Gene Ontology annotation, molecular function: monooxygenase activity; iron ion binding; heme binding. The transcript is spliced from 3 exons.
AUUCGUCUUGUUCUUCUUUCCGUUCAAUUUCUCUUGUAUUCAUGUUUAUCACGACAUUCUCAAUUUAUAAGUUGUUGAAGUCAGUGCCGAGCAGAGCUUCACAUCCUGACAAUGCUCGACGAUCUUGCUCCGAUAUGGCAAGGUAUACCAACCUUGACCAAGCUCUUUAUCUUGGCAGCAUUGUUAUUCGCAUAUUUCACAGUCAAAAAUAUCUUCAGAGUCAGAGGCGUACCAGGACCAAAGCUCUACGCCCUAACAAAAUGGCGGUUAGCAUACGAUGACUGGACCGGCACGCGAACGAGAACAAUUGAUCAACUUCACAAAAGAUAUGGCCCAGCAAUCCGGAUUGGACCAAACGAGCUGUCGUUCAACAGUUUGACGGCUCUCAAAACGAUCUAUGGUGCUGGAAGUGGAUUUGAAAGGACAACUUUCUAUCGCAUGUUUGAUGUCUAUGGACAUCAGAAUCUGUUCACGUAUGCAGGCGUUAAAGAACAUGCUGAGAGGAAGAAACUUCUCAAUCAUGCCUAUUCCAAGUCGAGUAUCCUGAAAGCGUCCGCUAGUGCUGUCGAGAAGAAGGUUUGGGAAUAUAUGAAAUUACUAGAGACGGCACCAGAGGUCGCUAGCGAGACUUUUAGUAGCUUGCACUACUACUCCUUGGAUAACAUUACGCAUUUCCUUUAUGGAGAUGAGUUUGGCGCAACUGCAGCUCUUACCGGAUCUGUUGCUGACCGGAAUAUGUUGAAUGAUGUUUUGGAUCCUUCUCGACGAAAGCUGGCUUGGUUUGCGGCUCAUCUACCUCGAUACACCAAGUGGUUGAUGUCUCGAACAGGAUUUGCAGAACGUCUUGUCGCCGGGUUGGGAUUGCUGCCAAUGAAGAAACCAACUACAUAUACCGGCAUUCGAAAGCAUGCAUUGGCUGCAUGGGAGACAUUCUUCGCUGCUUCAUCAGAUAUCAAAGUUGCAUCAAAUGCAACGACUAUCAUCGGAAGACUGUGGGAGAACCAUACCUCACAGAAGGCCAAUGGGUUGUUGGACAUGGAGAUUGCGUCCGAGGCAGCAGAUCACUUACUCGCUGGAGUUGAUACCACGAGUGACACAUUGAUGUUUCUUUUCUGGGCGCUAUCGCUACCUGAGAAUCUCCAUUUUCAGAAAAAGCUCAUUGCAGAAGUGGCGGCAAUGCCAGAGUCGGACUUCAACGAUCAAGGCGUGCCGACCGCUGAUGCUACUGGGAAGUUGACGUACCUGGAUGCUGUGAUCAAGGAGACUUUGCGACUCUACGCUCCACUUCCAGCAUCUGAACCGCGAAGUCUUCCGGUCGAUACAACGAUUGAUGGAUACAAAAUUUCGGCGAACACGGUCGUAAGCAUGUCACCCUACAGCUUGCACAGAAAUACAGAGGUAUUUCGAGAUCCGUUGGUCUUCAAUCCCGAUAGAUGGUUCGGCGAGGCGAAAGAGGUUGUAGAGAUGAAGAAAUGGUUCUGGGCAUUCUCUAGCGGAGGUCGGAUGUGUAUUGGACUUCACUUGGCCAUGGCAGAAAUGAUGACUUUGACUGCUGCGAUAUAUAGAGUGUAUCGGACGAAAGUGCGAGCGGGCACUGAAAAUACCUCUCCGGGUAUCACCAGUCGAUUUGAGGUUUUCUAUGAUGUGUCGAAACCGUAUAUGAAGGAGCAUGAAUGUUGGAUCGAUUUCGAGAAGCAGUUGUAAUUGAGUGGAUACUGACGACUUGCUGUUAUUUGACUGUUGAACAAAACCUUGGGGCCAAUAUAUGCAACAAAUACCAAGUGCACUUGUCGCAGAUAAAGCUUUCUUCUUGCUUGCUAGCUUGUCAUUUGAUCCACAUGAUGCCGUAAAUAGAGACAAUCCUUGAUGACUGGCUUCGGAUGCGCAAGAGACUCUUCACGAGUUGGCUGUCUAAUGCUUCGUCUGAGCAGAUCGGCCAACCUUGGCAAUCCUACUCUUUUCAAUUGGUUAUCAACACUGGACUUGGAUACUAUUCAUACAGAGUUACGAUGCCGAGAUAUUUCAAGGUAGAAUAGGCAACAUCCGAAGGGUAACUUGGGGGAUAAAGACGGCAAGGAGACGGGGAAUUGGUGCUAGUAGAAGUUUCAUUGUAAUAAACCAGAAAUUUGUCUACCGAAAUGAG